Lachancea thermotolerans CBS 6340 is the source of this 654-nucleotide messenger RNA. RefSeq names its product clathrin light chain CLC1 (gene CLC1). Gene Ontology annotation, molecular function: structural molecule activity. The coding region runs from base 1 to 654 and encodes 217 amino acids. NCBI's taxonomy places the organism in Eukaryota, Fungi, Ascomycota, Saccharomycetes, Saccharomycetales, Saccharomycetaceae. The record is from RefSeq and is a predicted model, not a curated record. Gene Ontology annotation, cellular component: clathrin coat of trans-Golgi network vesicle; clathrin coat of coated pit. Gene Ontology annotation, biological process: intracellular protein transport; vesicle-mediated transport. The transcript has a single exon.
AUGGCCGACAAAUUCCCACCAUUAGAAAAUGAGGACUUCGAUACAGAAGUUACCGCGGGUCAAGAAGAGACCGAUUUCUUGAAAAGAGAGGCCGAGCUCCUGGGUGACGAAUUCAAAACUGAAGAGGACUCUGAGUUUCUCCAGGAAAAUAAGAACGACGAACUAGAGAAUUUUGAGGAGCAAUACCCGGCGCUUGAUGAAGGUGCUGCGGUUUCCAAGGCUGAAGGCCAGGCUCAAGCUGACGACGAUGACGACUUUGGCGAGCCUCAAUCAGCAGUAAGCCAGAACGCCAGGGCCACAAAUUCCGAAGCGAUUGCCAAGUGGAAAGAAAGUCGCGACAAAGAGAUCAGCGAGAGGGAUGCUUCCCAAGAAAAAGCCAAGGCUGAGCUGCAGGAAAAGGCAGUCAAGCACAUGGACGACUUUUACGAUAACUACAAUAGGAAAAAAGAGCAGCAGCUCAAGGAUACAGAGGCCGAGGCUGAGAAGUUUUCCAAGGAAAGGGAAGGCUUUUUCAACCAAGACAACACCACUUGGGAUCGUGUUCUGCAAUUAAUAAAUGUGGACGAUGCUGACCUAGUAGCCGGGAGAGAUCGGUCAAAGUUCAAAGAAAUUCUGCUCAAGCUAAAGGGAAACAAGAACGCCCCAGGGGCUUGA